This is a messenger RNA of Orbicella faveolata, 2056 nucleotides long. RefSeq lists its product as uncharacterized. NCBI's taxonomy places the organism in Eukaryota, Metazoa, Cnidaria, Anthozoa, Scleractinia, Merulinidae. Gene Ontology annotation, biological process: nucleobase-containing compound metabolic process. Gene Ontology annotation, molecular function: nucleobase-containing compound kinase activity; ATP binding. The record is from RefSeq and is a predicted model, not a curated record.
UGUAUUAGGCCUAAUACAGGGACCGUACGCUAUUAUUUGAAAAGGGUAAUCAAACUGACUAUAACAGAACAGAAAUCUGCAGUAAAGGAUAUUUCAAAACUGUCCCGUUUAUCCAGGGAAUCAGAGCGGAUAAUUUGCCGCGAAAAACGUUACCAUAGAAACCUCGCACGGAGCAGUGUCCGUGUCGGCCUGGAGGUGGGAAGGUCGUUUGUAGUUUGUUUGUACUCGUCAUUUGUUCGGCAAUGGAUAUUAGUUUUAUAGGCUGAGUCUUGGCAGCGAUAAUUGAGCCAUUCUUGUCUGCUUUGGGCUUUCACUGCUACAAUGGGCUGCGGGACUAGUACCCCUAAAGAAAACGAAGAAAAUGAAGGUUCCAGGUUUGAUUUCAGUCGACGAAACACGAUAGUUGAAAAACCAAAUGUUGUCGUCGAGAUCGGGAAAGGUGUCAAGAAGAUCGACCCGGAGCGACGAAUUGUGUUCAUAUUCGGAGGUCCUGGAUCAGCGAAAGGUUGCAUCGUUAAUGAUCUCAAGGCUAUGUUUGGUUUUGCCUUCAUAUCGGCAGAAGAUUUAAUUCUGCAGAAACUUCCGACAAAAGCUGCAGGAUAUGGGGCUGAACCUGUUUCAGGAACACAUGGCCUGGCUGAACUAUUGAAGAAUAACCCAGAGUAUCUCACCUUGGACUGGGUCAUGGAAAUUCUUCUGGAGGAGAUUGAAAACUAUCCCAAUCAGCCAAUAUUGGUAGAUCUUAUUCCAAAUCUCAAGUUCAUGAUGAGGGUGGAUGGUUUCAUCAAGAAAUGUGAUAAAGAAAUGGAAGAGUUUGAAAGGAAGUUCCCUUGUGCGUUUGCAUUAAACUUGACGCUAUCCAAAGAGACUCUCCUGAGAAACAUUAAGAACAGCCACUCCCCUGCUUGUGCCAAGCCGCCAAGCCAAGACCCAAGGGAUGCCUCCUCUGACCAGGGAGAUGAAAUGGAUACAAGUAGAACUAAGCGUCGCUUUGCACUGUAUGAGAAGUCAGUGAAGGAUUUCUUGUACUACUUCAGUCUUGAGGACAGGAUAGUCAGAGUGGACACCUCUGCAGCGCAUGUGCAACAUGUGUGGGAGGCCAUGAUGGAUUUCUUUGCUGCUGACAUGGAUUUCAGUGCUAAUAGAGUGAUUAACACAGUUGUACUGUUUUCAUUUGACCAGAAAACUUUUCAGUCCAUAGAUACUAACAGAUACCCCAUGAAGGAAGUUUUACUUCAUGAACUCAUUAAGCAGCCUCAGGCCCCCGCUGAGGAUGUUCUCUCCAUACUUGCUAAACAUUUGGAUGAGAGUGCCUUACAGACACGUUCAUUCCUAGUGGAUGUAUCAGGAACAUCAAUUGACGAGGAACACAUCUCCGAACAGUUCACUAAGCCACAGAUUCUCUUCGUGGAUGUCAACAUUGGUCAGUUGGAUUACUUCAUGCACGGACUCAAGCGAAAAACAGACAGAAAAAAAUCCAUUUUCAGGAAAAAAGCGCAAAUAUACAAAGCAGUCAGUUCAACGGAGAACGAAACACUUUUGUUCCCAGAACAUAUCGACACCGAAAUCUGCAGAAGAAUCGCUAUCUGCUUAGCAGAGCAAAGAACUAGCUAAAAAAAUAUCUUUUGUAAGAAAGGACGCGAAGAUCGGCUUUUUUUACCCUCGUCGCGGAAGUUCGUUUUAUCACUUGAAUUACCUUGUCAGUAUUUACCUUGUCAGUCCAUAACGAAGAGUUGCCUUGCGGUGAUAAAAUCACUUUUCUCUGUUGACAUUCUCAAAUCGUAUUUACCUGGCGUCAAAGGUUGUUACAUACGCCUACGGAAUUUAUUUUUCAAAGAAAACAGAUUAUUUAUUGAAAAUUAUUGUUCAACGUUCAUAUUUAACGUUUUUGGUCACCACUCCCUGGUGUUCAAUCGCAUUCAUGGCUGGUAGCUGAAAAAAAUAGAACAGUUUUUGUUGCGUCAGGAGGAGAAUUCGUAAGUUUUAUUGACAAUGUACGACGAGUUACGUGUAUAUAGUUAUGAAUAUUUUUCCUGGUCGCUUUUUCCAAGUUGAA